AUGUUAUUCCCCUUAUCAGUUAAGGUAUGACUUAAAGAUUGCAAACUUGUCGUUUUAUUUCUACCGGUUUUAGAGAAUGUCAGCAUCUUUCCUGACAACAGUUACCUUUGUCGGCUACAUAUUUCACAUCUCCUUCGCCAAUGAAGAGGAAAAUGAGGCCAAGGAAAGAUAUGCAAUCAUUGAGUUCAGUUGGGAAGAAGUAAAAGUGCCCAUGACUAUAGUCAUCUGGCUGUUCACUGCUUGUGUUGCCAAGAUCUGUAUGUGUUUUCGUUAAAGCUUCAAGUGGUUUAUUUUAGUGUUCCAUGUAUACAAAAAAGUAUCGGAAAUGUUCCCGGACAGUUCUCUACUGAUCUUGAUUGGUCUUCUCAUCGGAAUUACUUUGAAUGCCGCACAUGUAAAUCGAAGCGAAUUCUAUCUGGGAUCCCAGGUCUUUAUGCUCUAUCUCUUACCCCCACUGGUGUUUGACGCCGGUAUGUUUCCAUACUGGUUUUAAUUAUGAUUAAGGAUAUAACAUGCCAGCCCGGGCAUUCUUUGAUAAUAUUGGAUCCAUCGUAACGUUCGCCUUAAUUGGGACUGCUUGGAAUAUUGUUGCGAUCGGUAACCGAAACCAAGCCUGUCGUUAUAUGAUCGUCUUUGUAGGUGUCUCCUUGUGGUUGAUUAGCAAAACUGGCCUCUUCUCCGUGGAUAUGACUUUUUGGGAUCUUCUUUUAUUCGGUUCAUUGAUUGCAGAUGUGGAUCCGGUGGCUGUAAUUGUCAUCUUCGAAGAGAUGAACGUGAAUGAAUUACUGUUCAUCAGUGUUUUCGGUAAGGUUUAAAUUCGUCGAGAAACAAUAUUUUCAGGGGAAUCUCUUCUAAACGAUGGUGUCUCAGUGGUAUGUUUCUUUGAUUUAAUUUGAAUGUUUUAGGUUCUGUAUCGUAUGUUUGUAUCAUUCGUGGAGAUUGGCGGUGAUAACCUGAUAACUCAGGAUUAUAUCUAUGGUGUUAUUAGCUUUUUUAUCAUCGCUAUUGGCGGAACGGCGGUCGGUAUUUUAUUCGCAAUGCUGACUGCGUUUUUGACAAAGUAAGACGAUCUUUCACAGACUGUGCAUGUCUCUAGAUACACAGAUAAUGUUCCUAUCCUGAACCCCGUCUUUGUUUUCUUGGUGCCGUUUGCUUCCUAUUUGGCUUGCGAAAUGUGUGGAUUAUCAGCCAUUAUGGCGUAAGUAUUAUAAUACGAGACGAAGUUGAUGGGAAUUGCAGUAUCGUGUUCUGUGGCGCUGCUAUGAAGCCAUACAUCCGAGAGAACAUACCGAAGGACGCGUUUAAGUCUAUUCAUUACUUCGUUAAGGUUUUGGCGCUGGCUAGCGAGACUGUGAUCUUUAUUUUCCUCGGACUCUCCACAGUCUCCGCCAAUCAUCAUUGGGACACCGCAUUCAUCGUGUUGACUGUUAUCUUCUGCGUAAUUUACCGAGCAAUUGGUAGUCGAUUCUCACAGUUAUUUCUAUUUCUAGGUGUUGUUGUAUUGUGCUGGAUUCUAAACAAGUUCCGUUUGAAGAAGUUCACUAAAGUUGAUCAGUUCAUUAUUGCCUUUGGGGGCCUUCGAGGGGCUAUUGCGUAAGUCUUGGUUGUACUUUUGAUUAUUCAAUUUCAGAUAUGGUCUGGUUGUGGCUCUUCCGGAUCACCUACCUGCCAAAAAUAUGUUUGUGACUGCGUGCAUUGUUGUUAUUUACUUUACAGUAUUCCUGCAAGUAAGUAAUAAGUAGAAUUAAAGGUAUUCUUCAGGGAAUGACGCUAAAACCGAUUGCCAAUGUCCUACAAGUCGAACGAAAGCAAGUAUACGAAAAAGGAAUGGUCGAAAAAGUACAUGAAAAUGUAGGUUAUGUAAACAAGCACUAUAUAUUCCCCUUACAAUUAGUUGAUCGAUCACACAAUGAUUGGAGUGGAAUUGGUAAUAGGGAAGUACGGACAUCAUUGGAUUCGGAACACGUUCGAGAAGUAUAAUAUGAAGUACUUCCGAUCAUUACUUAUCAAGAAGAAGGCUAGAAGAACCUUGGAUAACAGCAAUUUGGUUAGAGUAGCCAAUCGUCUAGAAGCCCAAGAUGUUGCCGAAUUUGCGGAAAAGAUCCAAGACUGGUACGACCAAACGAGGUCAAGAGGAAGUACCACGACAUCCAUGGCUGGAGAACGAAGAGAGGAAAUAGAUUUAGACGAAGUCAACAAGAUAUUCCAGGAGAUAAAGGAGGAGAGAAGUAACAGUAGGGUGUAA
Bursaphelenchus xylophilus (pine wood nematode) is the source of this 2245-nucleotide messenger RNA. The record is from the annotation of a GenBank genome assembly. NCBI's taxonomy places the organism in Eukaryota, Metazoa, Nematoda, Chromadorea, Rhabditida, Aphelenchoididae.